Messenger RNA from Prorocentrum cordatum, 2093 nucleotides. NCBI's taxonomy places the organism in Eukaryota, Dinophyceae, Prorocentrales, Prorocentraceae. The record is from the annotation of a GenBank genome assembly.
GUUGCCUUCGCCGCUGUCUGGCCAUACAUUUUCACUCGCAAAUCACUCCACUGGCCGUAGGACAAAUAAUUCACCAGGGAGUUCCCCAGAGGGCCAGGGCUGGUAACCACCGUUGUUCGCCAAGCUCUCUCAUCCUGCGUUGACCAGUAACAGCAUGUCCGAUAUUCUCCCUGUAGUCUCCCCGUUUACAGCCGUUCCUCCUCUUCUUCAUUCUGUCCACUUCCGUGCGGGCGCUGUGCUGGCUGAAGUGCCACUGUGCGCUCGGUGCUGGCGUUCCCAGGCAGCUGCAGCCAUGAAGAGGAUAGCUCUGGUCCACACGCUGCUGCCGCAUCUGCUACUGCCUUUCCUGUCUCCUGCCAGUUCCCCCGCGGGGGCGGUGCCACUGCACGCAGUGCUCCCUGACGACCAGGCCUGCAGUGGCCCUGUGGGCUGUGAACCCCUUAGCCUGCUCGAGAAGGGAAACCCCGCCGACCCCGUCGUGGUCGUCUGUUCGGAGCGGUACCGAGCCAUUGCUGCCCGGGGACUGGACUGCACGCUGCCCAGCAAGGAGUCGUGGGAGAAGCGGCGGCGGAAUGAGGAGCAGCCUCAGAGCGCCCAGGACGGCGAAGAUGAGCCGUCGUCUGUGGAGCCCACGCAUGCGUUGCUCUCCUGCGGGAACGGAUCUGAAAUUCACAUCGUGAGCGACGAGCAGAACUUCACCAAGUGGAAGAGGACGCUCCAGGACCUCUUGGAGAAUGGGCCGAAGGGCGCGACUCUCAUCGGGAUUGGUCGAAUGGCCUUGAAGUCGUUUCACUUCUUUCAACACGGCAAUAGCCAGCUGUCAAGUUUUUUCAGCCGGGUCGCCCUCAUCACGCUGUAUCCUUUGGGUGAGGAUAGUUUCUUGUGGAAGAGCGACGCAACCUGCCCAACAACCGUAGAAUGCUUCUUCUUCGACAUCUUCCCGGGUGUCUUCGCCGCGGGCGUCAGUGCAGGGUUGCCUGCGUGGACACGCCAGGCGGUUGCGAUCAUCACAGACAGAAGGUCUGCUGACGGCAGCCCUUUUCCUUUCGAUACUGACUUGACCUUCAAGGCUUUUGUCAGCGGUGUUAAAUAUGCAAACCCAGCGCUGGAUGUGAUCACUACCCAGGUCUCCUUCGACAUGUAUUUCCCACAUGAUUCCUUCACCGUCGCCGUGGGCGCUGAGAUUAGGACGCUUAUGCAGCAAGCGAGCGUGAUAUAUUUGGAUAUCUUCUCAGAGUCGAGCCUUAUCGCAGCCCUUCAAGAGAUGCACGAAACUACGAGAGGGUUGAAGGCAGGUUGGGCCAUCUUGCCACCGUGGUUCCGUCCCUACACUGACGACGGUGCCCCCCAGGAACGAUGGAAUAGAGUUGUGUUUAAUUCUGUCAGCGUCGACUGGGCACGUGCUGUGCGCGACAUUAUCGCUAAUCCUGGCCAUCAUGAAAAAUUGACGAUCCAGGACGGCUAUGUUACGACGCUUUGGACCAAGUCGGAACUCGACAGCGACUCGCUUUGGAUGAACGACUUCACGGGCGUUUUCGACAAGCAGCCCAAUCAGCUGAAGGAUUUAUCAAGAUUUCCUUGCGGCCAACGAGACCGCUCAAUUUAUGAGCACAUGAACGUCGCAUGGCAUGGACUUACUGCCCCUGAGAAGAGCACUGAGAGAGCCACAUGUAACGUCAUGGCUAAGGGCUGCAACAUCAAGGAGAAGAGGGAUCUCAAGCUGAAGCAAGGUAAGAUACCCCAGACAUGGCCAGAUAUGUUUUGCAGGCCAUUGCCAGGAUUCCCCAAACGCUGCCAGGGCUCGCCGAUCGAGCAAGACAGCUGUUCUGCGCCCGACGGCGAUGACUCGUCACCGGCGAUGUUGAGACGUGUGGGCGUGGGGCUGAGCGGUGGCGGGAUGUGCCGAAGGCCACUAAAUAUGUAAUGCAUCGCGUUCGGUGCCCACUUACGUGGUGCAAUCUAUGUGGUGCAAUGUAGGUGAAGCGAUCGCUGGACCUUAUGAUCCAGACCGCGCUCUGCGCCGCGCGCAACGUUAAUGUAAAGUUCCCGCCGCACCUUGAAAACGAGAACCGUUCAACACAUUUUCAUUCGGA